This is a messenger RNA of Populus trichocarpa (black cottonwood), 2495 nucleotides long. Its product is annotated as putative beta-D-xylosidase. The coding region runs from base 1294 to 1899 and encodes 201 amino acids. NCBI's taxonomy places the organism in Eukaryota, Viridiplantae, Streptophyta, Magnoliopsida, Malpighiales, Salicaceae. The record is from RefSeq and is a predicted model, not a curated record. Gene Ontology annotation, molecular function: xylan 1,4-beta-xylosidase activity; alpha-L-arabinofuranosidase activity. Gene Ontology annotation, biological process: arabinan catabolic process; xylan catabolic process. The transcript has 3 exons. Gene Ontology annotation, cellular component: plant-type cell wall.
AAUAUAGAAGAAGAGAGCUGUGUUUUAAGAGUGAAAAACUGACGGGAGAAGAGAAGAAAAGGGGAGGAAGAAGAAGAGAAAAGAGGGAAAGAUAAGGGAAGGAGAAGAGAGUUGAGAAAAUAAGUUUAAAGGUAAGAUUAUGUAUAAAUGUGUGUUCUUUAAGCUUUAAACUUCUGUUUUGAUAAAUAUUAGGGUUUUGAAGAUUGUGUUUUGGGUUUGAUUGAUGAAUUAAUUUGAAUGUUAUGGGUUGAUUGUGGUGGGUAAUGAGUUGAUUAGUUAAUUUUGAGAUAUUGUAGGUAAAGAUGAUGAUUUUGAGUUAUGAUUUUGUUGAAUGGUGAAUUUGUGUUAGAAAUCAGGAGAUAACAGUAGGUAAUCUGUGAAAAUUCUGGGUUUGAGGUUGAAGAUGACAAAAUUUCGGUUUGGUCCGUCAAUUUGUGAAAAUUACAGUUUAGUCCCUAAACUUUGGAAAAAUUAUAAUUUGACCCCUAAAUGUAUUUUGAGUUUCUGGACAGUGUUAUUAUGAGAUUAAGGAUGAUUAAUCUCAGUUUGAUAAUUGAUUUGGAAUAUUUUCAGUUUGGUCCCUCAAUUUUGGGAAUUUACAUUUUAGCCCCCAAACUUAUGAAGAUUACAAUUCGGUCCCUGGUUUGUUCUAGACCGAAUUUAGGAUGGGUUAUGGGUGAAAAUUCAGUAUGGUUACGUAUUUACAGUUUGGUCCUCCAAUUCUGGUAAAAUUAUGUUUUGGUCCCUGUUUUGGAAAAUUGUCAUUUUAGUCCAUAAACUUAGGAGACUAAACCUGGUUUUAUUUUAUGCAUUGGGAUCUUUUGUUUGAGUUGUUUUUUAGUAUAUUUCAUAUAUUGUUGUAGGUUCUCCUAACGAUCCUCAAUAGGAUUUCGGGACUUUCGUCUGACAUUCCUUUUAGUUCUAUAUUUUUCGGGUUCUUAGUUUCUGAUAGCAGGUGGACUUUGUUGAGUGUUCCUGUUUUUUCAGUUUUGGUCGGUAUGCCUUGCUUGUUUUGGGAGGCUUUCCUUUUAGUUUUGAUUCGAUGUCUUAGAUGCUCCACUAUUACUUUGUUUCAAUUAAGUUUGGAUUUUAACAAUGUAGUGAGUAUUAUGAAUUAUUGUCUUUGUUUUAUCAGUUUUGAAUAAUAUAAUAUUUUUGAAGAUUAUAAAAUGUUGUGUAUUUUUGAAUAACUUAUUCUUUUGAUAUGUCCGUUCUGAGGCUUAACAUAGGUGGGAUGUCCUUUCGAUACCGCUCCUGUGUUGCCGGUCAUGAACCCGGGAUUUGGGUCGUGUCAUGAUAUAUGAAAUGGGAUGCGGUGAAAUGGCAUGCAGGAAUGAUAGUUUGAUCUUUCCUGCCAUGGAAGCUGCGAAGAAAGCUGAUGCCACUUUGUUAUUGAUGGGCUUGGAUUUAUCGAUUGAGGCUGAGAAUUUGGAUAGGGUGGAUCUCCUUCUCCCAGGAUACCAAACUCAAUUGAUAAACCAAGUUGCUCAAGUCUCUAGAGGUCCAGUGAUUCUGAUAAUCAUGUCAGCAGGUGGGGUUUAUAUCUCUUUUGCAAGGGAUAAUGAUAAGAUUCAAGCUAUCUUAUGGGUUGGACAUCCUGGACAAGAAGGAGGUCGAGGCAUUGCCGAUGUUGUUUUUGGAAAAUAUAAUCCCGGAGGGAGACUACCACUCACAUGGUAUGAGAGUAGCUAUGUUGAUAUGUUACCUAUGACAUCAAUGCCACUGCGACCUGUUGACAGCUUCGGUUAUCCUGGAAGAACAUAUAAAUUCUACAAUGGCUCAACAGUUUAUCCAUUUGGAUAUGGACUCAGCUACACAGAGUUCAGGAACGAGCUAGCAUCCCCAGCUGAAGCCUAUCUUGAAAUCAAAUUGAACAAGUAUCAGCAAUUAAUGCCAUGACUUGAACUACACCAGUGAAGGCUACAGGCAAAGUUGUCCUGCUGUUUUUGUUGAUGAUUUAUGAGGUGACAGUCCAAAACGUAGGGGAUAAGGACGGCAGUGAAGUGGUCAUGGUUUACUCAAAACCUCCAGAUGGUGUUAGUGGGGCUCAUGCCAAGCAAGUCAUUGGACUUGAGAGGGUGUUUGCGGCAGCAGGUAAGAGAGCAACAAGGUGAGAUUUUCUUUUAAUGCUUGCAAGAGCCUGGCAAUUGUAGAUACUACAGGUUACAAGGUUUUUCCAUCUGGUGUGCAUAAAAUCACGGUGGGAGAUGGUGGCCUUUUUUUUUUCGUCAGAGUGAGCUUCAACCACUAGCAGGUUGAUGUUUCUCCUAGGAUCGAGUUGGAGAUUAGGGUUUUUUUUUCUUUCUAGAUGUCAGUUUUCAGCUAAGUUGUUUCUUGUUAGGGCUUCUUUGUCAUGAAAGUAGGUUUUGUUUGCAGGAAUUCAUCUUCAAAUCCAGUGCUUCGAUAUUUCCUUGUAAUCUCAAUCAAAUUUAGUCUUCACAUUUUCUCUUUGCAAAUGAUUAUAUUUUGUUGUGUGAUCAUCACACAUGACAUAA